This is a messenger RNA of Darwinula stevensoni, 1620 nucleotides long. NCBI's taxonomy places the organism in Eukaryota, Metazoa, Arthropoda, Ostracoda, Podocopida, Darwinulidae. The record is from the annotation of a GenBank genome assembly.
CUUCGCGUCCCAGUCUCGUCCGCCUCACGAAACCAUCCGGGUCGGACGCAUCAUUUCUCUAGGCCCGCUCAACUCAUGGCUUGAUCACCCCCAAGUCUUAAUUCCUUUUUUACCACUGCAAAGUGACAGUGAAUGCUUCCGCUGUUAGAUGAUUGUGAUAUGAACAUGGCUCUAGACAGUGUGGCGUUCCAGAGCACUCCUCCAGCGGCAUCGAUAGGUGGAGCCCUGAUAAUUGAUGAGAAACAAAGCGAGGCUUCCCUGGGCGAGGAGAAGGAGGAUGUGGAAGAAGGGGAGAUCACAGACGAAGGUGGAGGGGAUGAGGGGCCAGAUGAGGAAGAAGAUAAGAAGAAGAAGGGAAAGGAGUCCAAGGAGGAUGGGAAGGGGAAAGAUAAGGAGAGGAGGAGAAAUCGGAAGGACAAGGAGAAGGAUGAGAAGAGGAAGAGGAGGAAGGAGAAAGGGGAGGACAAAGAUGAAUCGGAGCGGGAUCACAAGAAGAAGAAAAAGUCCCACCACCACCACCACCACGGCUCGAAGCACGGUCGGGAGAAGCGGCGCAGGGAGUCCGACGGGAGCGGGAGCGGCAAGGACGAACCCGAGGAGGACCUCAACGACGAGAUGAUCUACGUGAGAGGAGCCAGCCCCCCCAGGAAGAUCGCUCCGAUGGGAUCGCCGUUGCGGCAGGAUGGCUAUGGCGAAGACGAUCCCUACGAUGAGCCAUAUGAAGAGGAUGAUGAGCGCAUGAUGGAGCGGGAGCGGCACAUGAUGGACCGAGAGCCUCAUCGUCCUCCACCACGGCGUGGGAGGUUCCCCAUGCAUCGACAGUAUGGCCCUCCGUUCGAGAGAGGUCGGUCUCGGUGGGACCGGGAUGGCGAGCGGCGGCCCAUGAUGCGACCCGGUUGGAGGCGACCCGAACUCUGCAUGUACUUCAUGCAGGGGAAAUGCAGCCGGGGCGACAGCUGCCCGUUCUCGCACGACGCCACGCCGCCCCGCAAGAACGAGCUCUGCAAGUUCUACAUGAUGGACUGUUGCGCCAAGAAGGACAAGUGCCUGUACCUGCACACUGACUUCCCCUGCAAGUACUUCCACACUGGGCUUAAAUGCUUCAUGAGCCCAAACUGCAAGUUCAGCCACGGCCCCCUCAACGAUCUCACCCGUACCGUUCUCCUCAAGCAUUUGGAGUCUGCUCCCAAAGAGAUUUUGGGAGAUUUUCCCCGUCUGACGGCCGAGGGUGCCAACUCCAUCGUCCGUGCCGUCGAGUCCAAGCACAACGGAUUCUGGGACCCCAACAAGAAGCUUCCAUCCGUCUACGAUCUCGAGUUCCGGGCGUCCUCCGAUCCGAGCACGUCUGCGAGCGGAGUCCCCAGCGAGAUGGAGUCCCAAGACGAGGAGAAGGAGAACGACGGAAGCCUCGUGAUCGUGGACGAAGACGGGGAGUUCUCCCUGUCGGCGCGGUCGGAAUCGAACAGCUGGUCCCAACAACCCGACCUGACCCAACCGCCCCACUACUUGCACCCCCCGCCCCCUCUCCCUCAGUUACAGGAGGGUCACAUCGCAUCUCCCUCGCCGUCGCACCAGUCCAACGGUACUGAUGCUCGUCUUCUCUGGAAGGAAGAACCCCUU